Messenger RNA from Myxocyprinus asiaticus (Chinese sucker), 8929 nucleotides. Its product is annotated as mitogen-activated protein kinase kinase kinase 11-like. NCBI's taxonomy places the organism in Eukaryota, Metazoa, Chordata, Actinopteri, Cypriniformes, Catostomidae. Gene Ontology annotation, molecular function: ATP binding; JUN kinase kinase kinase activity; protein binding. The coding region runs from base 867 to 3854 and encodes 995 amino acids. Gene Ontology annotation, cellular component: centrosome. Gene Ontology annotation, biological process: microtubule-based process; protein phosphorylation; positive regulation of apoptotic process. The transcript has 10 exons. The record is from RefSeq and is a predicted model, not a curated record.
GGGAGGAGGAGAGUCGACAGUCAUCUGAUUCUCUUCCUGUCCCACCCUCCACCGGACUCGCGGCGAGAGUUCACGGUAAUCGGUCACAGCGCACGGAGUUUGAGAGAGUUUGUGAGCCGAUCGAUUCAUCACGAUCGACACCGAGCCGUUUCAAUGACGCGACGACAUUAAAACUCGAUCCGAACUGAGACGCGAUCAGCAGACCGACCCGCGACGCUCUUCCUGUUCCAGAAGUUUGUUUGUAUAAAGCCGAACAGAAGUUCAGAAACACCGGACACAAGACGCAUCAUGACGAUCCCACGUACAAACAACCCGACGAUGCGGUAAAAACGACGCGAGUGCGUUUCUGAACGCGUUCGGCCGCUUUUUGUGCACAAGUUGAAUGCGCUUUUCCUGCUAUUCUUCUGUGAGCGCAUCCUGCUCGGCUAAAAAUACUGACAUCUCACCAGAAACUCUGCCAGUGUGAUAUACAUGCCAUAGACCUCUUUAUCUCAUGUUUGGAGAUACUUCUGUCCUCUUGAAGGCACCUUGAGAUCUUGGUAAGUCAGAAGAUCCAUGUUUGUAUCUCUUUGAACUCUUGAUAGAAGGUGUUUUGGGAGUAUGUGGGCUGAAAUGUUCCUCAAGUGACCAUCCACCACUGUUCUGGUAAAUGGAGCCACAUUGGACCAUUCAUUCAUAGUUGAAGGUCCAUCCUUUGCACUUUGAUGGAGAUUCCAAUGGAUUUUGAUGUCUGAUGGAGAUAUUUUUCACCCAUGAUCCGGACGUACAGAGAUCUGAGGGCGAGAGGGGUCGUGACGGACCCACCUGCACUUGAUAAUCCACGUCCAAACGCUUCUGAUCGCAUUCAAGCCACCUUGUGAAGCUCCAUGGAGCCUCUGAAGAACAUGUUCACCCGCAGCCCGUUGUCCACCUGGAAGAGUUUGGAUCAGACCCAGAAGGGGAACUUCACCAACCCUGUUUGGACCGCUUUGUUCGACUAUGAGGCCUCGGGAAAGGACGAGUUGACCCUUCGUAAAGGCGACCUGGUGGAGGUCCUGUCUCUGGAUUCGGAGAUAUCCGGGGAUGAAGGAUGGUGGGCGGGCAAGGUCAACAACAAAGUGGGAAUCUUCCCCUCCAACUACAUCUCCUUCAAACCCAGCAGAUAUGGGAAGCUGCCGGGUCCCGGGGUGGUCCAGGACUUGGGCCCGGCCGUGGUCAGUGAGUUUGAGAUGGUGGAUUUCAGUGAGCUGAGUCUGGAGGAGGUCAUCGGGGUCGGGGGAUUUGGGAAGGUCUACCGUGGCACAUGGAAGUGCGAGCUGGUGGCCGUCAAAGCGGCCCGUCAGGACCCGGACGAGGACAUCAGCGUCACGGCCCAGAACGUCCAGAACGAGGCGAGACUCUUCGCCAUGCUCCAACACCCCAACAUCAUCACGCUCAAGGGCGUAUGCCUUCAGGAACCCAACCUGUGUCUGAUCAUGGAGUACGCGUCCGGUGGAGCGCUGAGCCGGGCUCUGGCCGGGCGGCGAAUCCCGCCCCACGUGCUGGUCAACUGGGCGGUCCAGAUCGCUCGAGGGAUGCUGUACCUCCACAACGAGGCCAUCGUACCCGUGAUCCACCGAGAUCUGAAGUCUAACAACAUCUUGUUGGCAGAGCCGGUGGAGCAGGACAGUAUUGAGGGCAAGACGCUGAAGAUCACAGAUUUUGGUCUGGCGCGCGAGUGGCACAAAACCACUAAGAUGAGCACAGCAGGCACAUACGCCUGGAUGGCACCAGAGGUCAUCAAAUCAUCCACCUUCUCAAAGGGAAGCGACGUGUGGAGUUACGGUGUGUUACUGUGGGAGCUGUUGACGGGUGAAGCUCCCUACAGAGGGAUCGACGGUCUCGCUGUUGCUUAUGGAGUCGCUGUAAACAAACUGACACUCCCGAUUCCCUCCACCUGCCCUGAACCCUUUGCUCAGCUCAUGUCGGAGUGCUGGGAUCAGGACCCUCACCGGCGGCCCAGUUUCAGGUGUAUUCUGGAUCAGUUGACGGCUCUGGAGGAGCAGGUGUUGUACGAGAUGCCUCCAGAUUCUUUUCACUCUCUUCAGGACGACUGGAAGCACGAGAUCCAGAGCAUGUUUGAUGAGAUCAGGGCCAAAGAGAAGGAGUUGCGCUGUCGUGAAGAGGAGUUGAAGCGUGCGGCGCUGGAGCAGAAGUCUCACGAGGAGUUUCUCCGUCAGCGUGAGCAGCAGUUAGUGCAGUGGGAACAAGACGUGUUUGAGCGAGAACUUUCACUCCUCAUCCUCCAUUUGAACCAGAACCACAAACCCAACGUGAAGAAACGCAAAGGAACGUUCAAGAAACACAAACUUAAAGUGAAGAAUGGAGAGAAGAUCAGUAUGCCACAGGAUUUUAUCCAUAAGAUCACAGUUCAGGCAUCGCCAGGUUUGGAGAAAAGACGGAAUUCUCCGGAUCUGGGCUCGCCAUCCAUUGGGCCACGCUUCCGUGCGAUACAAUUGAGUCCCAGUGACAGCAGGUGGAGUUCAGUUUGGCCGUUGGAGUCUCUUCCUGUCAAACAGAUUAAUGGUGAGAGGAGAUUCACUCCUCAUCUGAGUCCCAAAAGCCCCAAAAGUCCAAAGAUCCUGCGACUCAGUACACCGGAGAACAGUCUGUCAAUGAGAGCGAAGCUCUUGGAAAUGGACAGUAAUGAAAAUGAAGAUUCGAAAGCAGAUUUUGAGGAGUACAGACCGAUUACACCAGAAUACAACCACAACGAGGGUUCUGAGAGUGAGGAAGGUGGUUCGUCGCCCUGCGGCUCUCCCAAAUCGGAUCAGCCCAGACCGUCCUCUCUCGCUAAGAGCACACAUGGCGCGCUGCUCAGUAGCGCCGCCCUGCUGGCGUCCGUUGCUCUGGGACGCUGUCUGGAGCCUCAGCACCCCCCCACGCCGCCCCCACGGGCGUCCUCACGGACUAACCUGUCCACACUAGAACCGGAUCGCUCUCCAGACCGGCCCGCCGAACCCGACGUGGUGGACGAUUUGAUCACAUUCGGCACGGACUCGUUACCGCAAGCAUUUUUGGGCACGUUGAAACCCCCGGAGAUUAAACUGUUACCGCUCACCCCUCCACCACCAAACCCGCGUGAGAGAGACCGGUCAGGCUGCCGCACGCCGCAGCACAGUCCCGGAGACUGGACGACGUACACGAACGGCGAGAUGGCCAAUGAGAAUUCAUAUCAGAGCGGGGAGCGGCGGAGGAGAUCGAGUAAUGGACUUCACUCUUCACAGCUGGUGUUGGAUCUGCCGUUGUGUCAAGACACUUUUGAGUCCGAGGACAAAUCUCCAAUGCCAUUCGCUCUGUAUCCAGACCCUCGACUUUGGAGCCCCAAAACACGGCGUCUAGAGGUCAACAUCAUCCCACGACCCCGCCCAUCCCCUAUCCGACCCCGCAUUGACCCAUGGAGUUUCGUAUCGGCUGGCGUGGUGGACAAACCUGAUGCCAAGAAAGCCACUUGUGGAAGCAGUCCCAUGAGCCCUCGACUGGGGUACCACCCCUCACCCACAAACCCCUUCACAAACUGUGACCCCUUCCCUUCCCCGGACUGUGACCCCUUCAAUCUAAAGCUCGACCCUUCCAUGAACACGGACCACUUGUCCUUUGACCCCUUCUCCACCCCCUUCCCGACCUCACGCUCCGCCCCCUGUUCGACAAACGGAAGCCCCAAUCUUUCUCUCAGGGUGGCCCCUCCAAACACGGUGGACUCGCCGCUCAUAGACCUCGGAUGCGUGGGUGUCAACAAACCGCUAGAUGUCCCCAAAGAACGAGUCCAGACGCGCCGAACUCUCGGGCUCAGCCCCUUCCGCUCACCAGCACUGCUGAGAGAUGACAGGUUCUGAACGUGAAGUCCAGAAACAUACUCUACACAAGUUACCAAACGCAAAGGCUUGGCCAACGCAUUGCGUGCGAUCUUGUCGUACGAACUUGACAUGCGUUUUUGUGUUGCUGUGGUGGUAACAAACUUCAGCACUCAAUGGGGCGACAGUGUUUCCUUUAAAUGUCUGUCACUAAAUCAGAUGUUUUUAUUCAGGAAGCUGCUAUUAGCAUGUCGACAGUUUAACAAACGUUAACUAGCUCAGCAAGAUCCUCAUUGACCUGCAAGGGAUUGACCUGCUAAUGUCCGCUAUAGCGCCCCUUGUGGCAAUGCGAUAUGCACUUGCAUUGCGUUAUAAUUUGCGCUCUGACACAUUUCGAAACACAACAACACUUGAAACUGAUCUUGCGUAGCUUGAAGCGCCUGCUUUGACAUGCUUGUGUAAAAUAUGUUUCGGCAUAACGCAGAGGCGCAUGCUAAUUUUAGCUCCCAUAAACGGAUCCUAGCAAGGGUUCAUUCUCAUUGCUUCAGUGUUUGGGAUCAUUGAAUUUCCUCAAAUGUAAAACCAAAAGAUGUCAAUUUGUCCUCGGAAAGAACGAUGGAUAUCAUCGAGAUUUCAUUUGAUGGAGCUCCUCAACAAACGCUGAUGUGUUUUGGCAUUCCAAACAUGGGAUUAUUCCACAGAUUUGUCCAACUCGUCAUUCCCAAUUAACUUAUUUCAGUUAAAACGUCACAAGACAUGAAAUCAAUGUCUUCCUCUUGGAUUUUUUGAACUUCCUGUCUGACAUCACUUCCUCAGGGUUCUAAUGCCCUAUUUCAGCACUUGAAUAGAUCAGUUUCAAUGUAUUGUUCUUAAAGGUGUUGUGAGAGAUUCGGAUGUUAAAAUGCUUUUUCACGUAUUUGUUUAUUGGCUGAAUCCCUUGAAAAGCAACAUGACAUGCCAACUUCUGACUCAACCAAUGGCGUGAGUGUGGGGCGGGACUAUCUAAGGGAGUGUGUUUGGGGAAACCUGUUUGAAAACAAUUAUUUUUUGUAAAUCCGCUUGGUGAUGCAGAAAUGACACAUUUCACCUUUAGUUUAAGUUCUCAAAUUAUUACCAAGUAAUUUGACAUCGUUUCACUUCAGAUUUGGCUUGCUUUUAAUGAGGUGUGAGACUGUCUUUAACAGAUUCUUUGGGAGUGACUACAGAAACAACGUUCUGAAAGGAGUUUGUGUUAUUGUGACCCGGGAGAAUUCAUCACUCAUUCCGUAUGCGUGCCAAAAAAUGCAAUUGCUCCGUUUAGUGAGCGGUAAUAAUUUUCAGACUCGUGCGGUUUCUUGAAUCUAGUCCUGCUGUAACAUAACGAAUGAUGUUUAUGUGAAGCCUCUUUUCAACAAACUUUCAGUUCAGAGCACUUGUAUCACAAGCUGUUUAGACAUUUAAGUAUGUGCCAGGUAUAUAGUUAUAAUUACAUUAAAUUGUCAGUAGUUAAAAUGCUCAUUUUUAAUUUCAGGAAUGGAAUUAGUAGUGAAAAUAGUCAUUUUUGAUACCAGUAAUUAGGUUUUGCACUAGUGAAAACUUUAUUUCAUCAUUACUCGUGGAAAUACACAUUCUUGAUGUCAAAAAUGACAUUUCACCUAGUUAAAAACAUAAUUAUUGAUAUCUGUAAUUGCAUUUUUACUAGUAGAAUUUCACAAUCAUCUGUCAAUUCACUCCUGUUCGAAACACAAUCACAGAUCUCUAUAUAUAAUUUCUUACUAGUAAAAAUUCUGAUUUCACAUAUCACCAAUGUACUUAUUUCAAGUGAAAAUUAUCAUUUUUAUAUUCAUAUUUUAGUAACAUUGUUACUAAUGCAAAUGUCCAUUCCUGAUAUCAAUAAUAGAAUUACAGCUAGUAAAAAUGCCCUUUUUUAUAUCUGUAAUUUGGUUUUCACUAGUGGUUAAUUUCAGAUAUCUGUAAUGGGAUUGUAACUAGUAACAUGGAUGCAAACUCAUGAGAGGUGGGACAGUCAUAGCAGGUGUAUAUUUCAGUUAAUUUGUUUGUUGUAUUUAAAGAUUUUUUUAAGUGUUUAAGCAUAAAGUAACCCCUUUAAGUGAUUUUAAUAAGGAAAAUAUAAAACUUCUUACAGAACAAUUUGGGCAAAUUAGCUUCAAAGGGGAGUAGUUUGCAUCCUUGAAGACUUUUUUAUAAAUCUUUAAUUACUCUUCAAUUUAUUGAUGUUGGAAAUCCAUUUCUAGAUAUCUGAAAUACCAAAUCUUUUAAACUAGCAUUUUCACUAGUUACAGAUAUCAAUCAUUGUUUUUUACUAGUUGAGGGGUGUUUUCCUUUUGUCAAAUCUACACUCUUAGAGGAAAAGGUUCCAUAUAGAACCCAUAAGGUUUCUAUUGCUCGCUUCAUAUUUGGAACCCCUAAAAGGUUCUACAUAGAACCCUUUUUUAGGGGUUCCAUCGAAAGUACCCUAAAGGGUUCUUUGAGCCAAGUGAAAAGGUUCUAUAUAGAACCUUUUAGGGGUUCCCAACAUGGAAUCGUACCAUUUUGGUUUUUGUCUAGUUUAUAAAUUUAGUUUUUGUUUUAUAGCCAGAAUAACGUUUAAUAGAUGUGUGAAUUAAAAAUGUUAAUAUGCAAAAAGGGUUCUUUAUUUGUAAACUUUGUAAAUGGAACCUUUUUCGCAUAAAGUGUUAUUUGGAGCUGAGUAAAGAACCCUAGGGUUCUGUAUAGAACCCAAAGAACCUUUUUUUUUUCUAAGAGUGUAAUUAUAUCAAGAAGUAGCAGUUCAUUAGUAGUAAUUCCAGUGCUGAUAUCAAAAUUAACAUUUUAACUAGUGAAAAUUUCAUUGUACAUGUCUAUUUUCUCCUUUACAUUAUUAAAUGUUGAAAAGGCUUGUGAUAGUGCAAUUGGGUGUUUGUGUUCAGUUCCUGAAGUUUCCAGCACCAGAGAAUGUUGUUAUUCUUUAGUGUACAAAAAUAUCUCAGAGAAUCCAAAGUCAGCCUGAAGAUAUGAUUAAAGAGAGUUCUUGAGUUCCCCCAUGAAUAAGUCCUGUAGAGAGGAAGUACUGACUUCCCCCUGGUGGACGGUGUGUGUGCUGCACCCAGACUCUCAUCUCUGACAUUUUAUUCCCAGCAAUGAAAUUCCUUUGAGAGGCGAGCCGGGUUCGGUAGACAUUUUCACCAUAACAGUGGCCUUCUUUGGCAUUCGGCUCUGUCAACAUACCCUGAGAUUUCUGCUGCACCAACUCUUAUAAAAGUAUUGAGCACAGACUUAAACUAUGACAACCAAGAUAUUCCUCUGAAUAUUAUAGCUACUGCGUCAUUACACUUUCUCUGAAACCAGAUUCCCAUAUUUUCAGAAGAAAACAAACAGUGCAGUUACACACUGAACAAUUAGUGUUAAAGUUUUUGUUCAGAUAGUGAUGCUUGACUUUUAAUUAUACUAAUUAUUCCGCUCAGAGCACGUCACAUAUUGCUGGCAAUUGAAUAUUUCUGUGUUUUGUGGCUAAAGCCCAUCGCUAAAGGAUAUAUCACUGGAGGUUCAACAUCUCAUGAGCUCAUGAAGAGAGAUUAUUGGCUUUAAGACAACUUGACAAUCAUAAAAUGUCUAGAAAUAGCCCACAGCACCGAUUUUAGCCGUUCUCACGUCAGCUGGCAUGUUUUGGCGCCGUUUCUGAAUUGUAAACAGCGGGUGUUCAUGUUGGCACGGAGUAUAAGAUCACCAUCUGCUUACCAAUACUGAAAUAACAUUUCUGAAUAAAUAGAAUAUGAGACGUCGGCACUAGCUGUCGUGUGCCGCACGCUGAUUGGUGGAUGAUUCGCGGGUCACGCCACUGAAAGAUUCUGACUAACGGUUGAUCAAUGCGGGGGCUUAAUGGCUUAUGCUGAUAUCUAGAGUACAGAAGCCCUGAACCACACCGUGAAAAACAAUCAGUAGGUUAAGAAAAUGUCUUUAGGUGUCUAGUGCCCUACCAAAAAAAAAAAAAAAAAUUUUAAUAAUCUCUCAAAGAAAUGUUUCUCAACAUUUUUUUUCUCUCUGUUUUUUUUCUCUCAAUGUUAUAAAUGUUUCUUUCCUUGAUUAAGUUUGCAAAACAUUCUUGUUAGAGUGUUACGCAACUAUAAAUCAACAGAUCAAUGAAGCACCACAGCUGUCACUGUCACCUUGUAAGCAAAAGAUUUCAUGCUUUCUGAUAGUGGCACCUGGUGGCAGAGGUUGGUAUCACAUGCUAAUUGUUAGCUAGCAAGCAAAAAAAUAAAUAAAAUUGUCAUGUGUUGCCUCUUGAGGAACAAAAUGAUUAUUAUUAUUUUUUUGUUGUUUAUUUUUGUUUUGAGAAAAAAAAAUUUGAAAGAAAAAUAAUUUUUUAAAAUUUUUUUUUAUUAUUAUUGUUUUGGAGAGAAACAUUUUUUCAACAAAAAAUUUUUUUUUGUUUUUGUUUGUAGGACAGGCUCAGGAAGGCACUAGACACCUAUUAUCACAUACUGAAUCACUUUUUUCACAUGCAGUUCAGGGCUUCCAUACUAGAGAGCAGGGUGACGACACAAAACGCAAAUCUUAUCUACACAAAACUGAAGAAUUGAAGUGAUUUUUUUCAGCAGGGUUGUCAUAAAAGCAAAACAGAUGUUUGUCCAAACCUGUUCAGAAAUCGUGUUUCGUACUGUAUGCAUUUCACUGUGACCGUUAAAAGAGUCUUUGAAAAGAAAAUAAAGCUAUCGAUAUUUAUUGACGCCUGUAAAACACUGGAUUCAAGACAUUUGAAAAGGGUCACAGACACAUUCCACAUUAGGAUGCUUUAUUAUUAUAAGAAAGAUUAUUAACGUUUUGUUUUUUACUUCAUUGGAGUUUGUUGUAAUGAGUUUUGAGUGCUGCAAAUCUGUGACUUUACAAUGUUAAAAAGAAACAAACUAAAAAUAUUUACUGUUCUGUCAUAACAGAAUGAAUUUAAAAUGGACUGUGUGUUAUUGAAAUGAUAUACAACUGUAGCUGAAACGGUUUCGAACAGACAAAUGACUUUCUCUGUUGCGUCUGGUUAUGACACUGUUACGAUAUGUUCAUAUUUGGAAAACAUUUGCUUAAUUGUCAUGAAAGUAAAUACACAUUGAAAAAUAAAAUUGGUGUGUAUAUUUAUAGAUGGA